Molecule: messenger RNA, 3729 nt
Organism: Saccharomyces kudriavzevii IFO 1802
Lineage: Eukaryota; Fungi; Ascomycota; Saccharomycetes; Saccharomycetales; Saccharomycetaceae
Gene: TOF1
Product: Tof1p
Exons: 1
Coding region: 1-3729 (1242 amino acids)
Biological process (GO): DNA repair; DNA replication checkpoint signaling; replication fork arrest
Cellular component (GO): replication fork protection complex
Molecular function (GO): DNA binding
Source: RefSeq, a predicted model, not a curated record
AUGUCUUCCACUUUGCAACAAGGUGCUACUAAUGCGGCGGAUUUUUCUUUGACGGUUCUUAGAGCAAGAAUUGCCUUACUAGCAACUGCCAUCGGCGGGCCAGACUAUACUUCUCAGGUUGACCCGCCCCCUUAUAAGCUUGGUGAUGACUGUUUGGCGUGCUUGAAAGACUUGAAAAGAUGGUUUAAAUUGGUGGAUGACCAGCAGAGAAGGUGGGACGUGGCAAUAUCAGUUGCCGAGUAUCGCAUUUUAACAGAUGAUCUGUUGCCAAUUCUAAUUGAAUGGGAAAACAAAUGUUCUCUCGCUGCCAAGUUGGCUAAGAAUAACCCAGACCAUGAGGAGUUUAGAAACAAGACUUACUACGAUAAGAUUGCCUUGAACUGUCUGCAAUUAUCAGUCCUUAUGACUUGGCCCUUAAUCAUAACUGAGCAGUCUUCAUCAAACCAAAUCGUUCUUUAUAGUGAACUGAAAAAGCAUCAACUGAUAUAUAAAAAGGCAAUCCUGUCAACGGAAAAUGGAAAAGUGUUGAGGGCUGCCGUUCGACUGGCCCUGGACGUCGUGAAGGUCGACCGAUUAUCAAGAACUCCAAGAGAUAAUAUGGUUCUCAAGUUAGUUUUGAAUUUCUUCAGAAACGUCAUUGCCAUAGAGCCUGGCGAAUUUACAAUAAAUACUACGAGAAGCAUGCCCAGUAAAGGCAUCACAUCCAUUGACACUUUGCCACCAAAUGUCUCUAUGGAUGACAUCUCUCUAAAUACGGUCAUCUCUUCAUUCCAUAAAAAUAAAGUAUUUGGUCUGCUAUUGACACUGGUUAGUUCACUAGCAAGGGAGUUUGACCAGGAUUUUAUCAACAUCCCGUUGUUGGAAAUUAUGUUUUAUCUUACUAAAGAUGUUAAUCAAGUAUUACUAUUCACCCAACAACCUGAACACAGAACACGUUCCGAUCUCGUGAAUGCCAACGGCAGAACCUCAACUAACAAUGUUGUUACAAGCGCAGGUUUUGAACUAUCCAAAUUGUUACAGAAGGAACACCAAAUGAAAAAAAAUGUUAUUAAACACACUUCCGCAAGGCACUCAAGAUUUGGCGGCCUAUUGUCUAUACAAACGACAGACAAAACUAGGUUAACUAUUUCUGGCAGUAAAGCUCUUGUAGAUGAAAAGAUAGCGCUGCAAAAAUUGGAUGACAGUAAGAAGUGGAAUAAAAGAAUCACUCAAAAACGUGAUUCCGUCGCAACUGAGGGUUUACCAAAUAGUCUAUUGAAUUCACAAACUGGCAAAGCUAUUUUCUUCACUGAAUCUACUUGUGAACAUUUCAAAAAAUUCAUCAACAACUUUAUUGAUUCUGGUUUUAACAUCUUGUUACAUAGCGUAACAAGCUAUUUCACAACGGAGCAAGAUAGAAUGGUCACCUUAGAACAAGUAGAAUAUUUGCUUUUUUACGCAUGGUUUAUCAAGUAUCAUUUAUUGAGGUCCAAAAUGGACAAUUCUUCGGAACUAAAUCAAGUCUCAGAAGCCUUAAAAGAGGUUUCUUUUAUCUUAGUAUCAUCUCUUUUGAGAAGCGCAUAUGACUUGAAAAAUUGGAUGGUAACACAUGCAGGUAUGAUUGCAUUCAACGAAUUGCUGAAUCUUGUCACUCAAACAAAAGCUGCUGAGGAAGAAGAUUCAGAUGAUAUAGAAUUCAUUGUGAGCAGACUUUUCAGUGACGAAAGAAUACAAUUAUUAUCAAAUUUGCCUAAAAUCGGUUCCAAACAUUCGCUUCAAUUCAUGAAAAGUUGUAUCGAGCUAACACACUCAGUAUUGAAAGUUUUGGAACAAUAUUCAGACGAUAAAACGUUAGUCGUAGAGGGGAAAUCUAGACGGCGUAAGAAGCUUGAUAUGUCCGAAAAUAAUAUUGCUAGAUUGAUGAAAGAGGAAAAUAUUGACAGGGAUGAGGCACUUGAUAUUCUGGCCUCGGCUUCAAGAGGAGUAGAAGUCAAUUUUCAAAAAGUACAGAGCAGUUAUAUGACAGAGCCUGUGAUAGAAACUUAUACUAAUUUUCUUCAAAGAUUCCAUGAACUUGAGGAUGAUUCCAUUAAAAAAGUGUUUUCUUUUUUCCAUAGGGUAUUCGUCCAGGCCAAAGAACAAUCAUUGUUAUUCAGGUUUGAUUUGAUAAUAUUAUUAAGGGAAAUGCUUUCACCUGAUGGAUUGAAUAGGAUGUCUCGUUCACGAAAAUACGUGAGUCAAUUUUCAGACUAUUUUCUUUCGAGAUUAAAAAAAAGGCUGAAGAAGUCACCUGCUUGGUUUGUUGGAUUACUUUUCCCACCAUUGCACAGCAGCGAAGUCGGUUUUUAUCAAAGAUAUGGCGAAUACAAUAUAUUCAAUACUGAGUCAAACCUUGCUUCGUCAAUAUCCCAAUUUAAACCUAUUCCUGAUGAAGAGGCCUUACCAUCUUCGAUAUUGCUGGAUAUGAAGUACGGUAUAUUAGUGUCUACAUUACUUGAUGAUGGAAAAAUUGAGUUAUUAGACCAUUUACUCAAACACAUCACUCACACAUUGGAUGUUUUCAGGUCUUGGUUAACUGUAAAUGUAAAUGCUAAUAGAGAAACAAUAAACCCGCCAAAUGAAUAUUUAACGUUGACAAGUACGCUCAAUAAUGAUGCUCUUUUUAGAGACAAGGACUAUAGGGCUUUACUAUCGUUGAUAGGAUACUCCAUACCCAAUAAAAUAGACGAACCUUGUUUUUUGGCGGGAACUAUCGAAAUCCCUGACCUAACCGUCUCAUAUGAAUUGAUAAAGAAGUAUUUAUCAAUACCAUUCGAAACGCCGAACGGACUGCCUUCUUCUUCAUACCUCCUAAGGGUUUGUCCAAGAAAGAAAAAUGAUGCACUCGGAGGGCAAGAUGGAUGGCAAGAAAAUAAUCAUUAUGACUAUAAUGAUCCCUACAUUGUUCCCGAUGAUCAGAAUGUAUCAGAAGGUGAUGCAGCGUACUUCAAGGACCUGGAUAAUAAUGUUUCAGAUAACCUAAAAGGCAUCAAACUCAGUAGAGGUAUUGCGAGGUCUAAAAAAAAAGAUAAGAAAGAGAAGAAGAGGGCCCCUAGGAAAAACUUGCCAAGCUUUGAUAACGAAGAUGAUGAACGACCACGUUCUGUUAGAGAACGCCAUAGUGUAUUCAGUAAAGAAUUUAUUAGCGACUCAGAAGAUGAUGAGGAUUUAAUGAACCCCAUUUUUUUUGAAAAUGAAACGUAUAUGAGAUGGUUACUGGAUAAAAAUAAUGGCCAGUUGACCGAAGAUAGGUACGCCCAAUUUGCUAAAUUUGCUGCGGAGAGAAUGACUAAUGGCGGUGCUGUGACAGGAGAUUAUACAGGGUUGUUUGGCGGGCUCAUACCAAGCAUUGAUAAUAUAAGAUCUACAGAAAGUGACUCUUUUGCGCCAGACAAAAGCCUUAUUUCCUUGUCGAGCCACGUAGCAUCUGAAAUGUCUGCUAAUGAUGUAAACAACUCUGCUGAAGAUGUAAACAAUAAUACUCAGCUUUCUGAUAAUGGUGUUAAUUCGGAAUCAGAAGAAAAUUUAGGCUCACCGCAGUUGUCUGAUUCGUCAAAUGGCUUUCAAUCUGAGGAUAAUACAAAAGCAUUUAAAAAGCGUACAUUAGAAGAGACUGAAUUCAAUGAAGGGGAUGAAGAUGAGGAAGCUAUCCCUCUUCCUGGUAAAAGACUUAGAGCCCUUUUGGGCGAAGGAGAUAUUGAUGACGAGUGA